Daldinia caldariorum is the source of this 1315-nucleotide messenger RNA. RefSeq names its product succinate dehydrogenase ubiquinone iron-sulfur protein-like protein. Gene Ontology annotation, molecular function: electron transfer activity; 2 iron, 2 sulfur cluster binding. Gene Ontology annotation, biological process: aerobic respiration; tricarboxylic acid cycle; respiratory electron transport chain. Gene Ontology annotation, cellular component: mitochondrial membrane. The transcript has 3 exons. Lineage: Eukaryota; Fungi; Ascomycota; Sordariomycetes; Xylariales; Hypoxylaceae. The record is from RefSeq and is a predicted model, not a curated record. The coding region runs from base 354 to 1205 and encodes 283 amino acids.
UCGGGUCGGAAUGGAAGACGGUCCGUACGAGUUGAUUAAUUGAAAGCAUGUGAUUGGCCGGAACCUUCGAUGCCAAUAGCCGAGGGCAAACCGGGUCGGGUGGGAAAGUUCGAUGAUGGAAGACUUCCAUUUCCUCUUUUGCCACUAUUCCCGAUAGCAACUCUUGUUUAGAAUAAUUGCUCGGCCGGUUGAUUGAUUCUCUUUCAUCUUUAAUAUAUUGUCCUAGAUUUUUUUACUUGGCUCUUCUAUAAACUUUCCUUCACCUAAUUGCCAAUUGCGACGGCAAUCAAUAAGGGAAUCGACUAGCCAAACCAACCAAAUCAGCCAAAACCACUCUCCCAAAUUGGCCCGCAAUGGCAGCUCUCCGCUCAACCUCGUCACGGCUACUUGCCGCUGCCGCCUCGCCGCGAUCCACCGUGCUCCCUUCCGUAUUCGUGCGAUCAAUGGCUUCAGUAGGCACCACCAACGUUGAUGCGAUCCCGAAAAGCAGCACCGACACUCGCAUGAAGUCGUUCCAAAUCUACCGAUGGAACCCUGACACCCCGAGCGAGAAGCCGAAGAUGCAGACGUACACGCUAGACCUGAACAAGACGGGGCCCAUGGUGCUCGACGCCCUGAUCCGGAUCAAGAACGAGCUAGACCCCACGUUGACCUUCCGCAGAAGUUGCCGAGAGGGCAUCUGCGGCAGCUGCGCGAUGAACAUCAACGGGACCAACACCUUGGCUUGCUUGUGCCGCAUUCCCACCGACACCAGCGCCGAGAUGAAGAUCUACCCGCUCCCCCACACAUACGUAGUCAAGGAUCUCGUCCCGGACUUGACGCACUUCUACAAGCAGUACAAGUCGAUCAAGCCGUACUUACAGAGGGACACCCCCGCCCCCGAUGGCAAGGAAUACCGACAGAGCAGAGCCGAGCGCCGAAAACUAGACGGCCUGUACGAGUGCAUCCUGUGCGCGUGCUGCUCGACGUCCUGCCCCUCCUACUGGUGGAAUGCCGAGGAGUACCUCGGCCCCGCCAUCCUCCUCCAGUCCUACCGCUGGAUCGCCGACUCCCGCGACGAGCGCACGGCCGAGCGCAAGGCCAUGCUCGACAACUCGAUGAGCCUGUACCGAUGCCACACCAUCCUCAACUGCACGCGGACCUGCCCCAAGGGCCUGAACCCCGGUCUCGCGAUCGCCGCCAUCAAGAAGGAGAUGAGCUUCUAAGCUAAGAUAAGCGGAGCUGAGCUGAGCUGAGCUGAGUUAAGCUAAGCUGGACCGAGUUGGGCGAAGAGUAGAGAGAAGAAAGUACCGAGAAAACUUGUACGAGUCCCUAU